AUGUCGGCGUCGCUCGAGACAACCGAGACCAGCCAUAUCAACGCAGCGGCAACCAACCAGCCGGCCGGAGAGGUACCGCCGCUCGAAGAAGAUGCAGCCGGAAUUGCCGCGCCGCCAGCACCCGACAUGCACGAGAACGCUGCCGCGCCAGAGACCACCGAGGUGCCCACGACAACUGCGACCGCGCCGCUUCUCGUGGCCGUCAGUAGUGUCCCACCCGCACUGCCGCGUCAAAAGCCUCAGAAAAGAGUUCAGUUUGCAUCGCCCAAACGCCGGGCGCUCUCGUAUGCAACCAAAGCGACGCCCGCGGGCACGACGCCUCGUCGCUUUCCAAUCGUUUUUGGCCGAUCUUCACACCGCGUCGUCGUGACGGCGCCGAUCGAGCAGCUCGUGGCGGCCGAGGCAGCGUACACACUACCACCGAUGGCGCCGCUGUUGUGGAAGGAGCGCUUUGCACUCGGGUACGCCGGUACGAAGCGCGUGUUAGCACUGCGCGCCAGUGCGCCGAUCGUCGACGAGCUCACAUUUUCGAGCAAGGACGCGGGUUUCUCGCGUCCGCUGGUUCUCGCACUUGGCGCGGCGUACUGCACGACGAUCACAUCGAUUGCCAUGCCACGCUGCGGCCUGGAUAGCGCGACGGCCCUCGCCUUGUUUCGCCUGCUGAAAUCGAGUACUUCGAUCUCGUCCAUCGAUGUGUCGGACAAUGGCCUUGGUGACGACGACAUGCCCGCGCUCUGCGCUGCGCUGCGCAUUAACACGUCGCUGACGCGGCUUGUGCUCACGCGCAAUGGCCUCUCGGCGCGGAGCUUGCGGUGUCUCGCACUGGCGCUGCAAGACAACAUGGACGGCAGUCUCCUCUCGCUCGACUUAAGCUACAACCCGCUACUGGCCGCGAGUUCGCAGCUGCUCGCCGACUGUUUGAGUGUCAACGAGACGCUGACGAGUCUCAACGUCGCGGCCACGCACGUCGUAGAGUCGAUCGUGCUCUCGGGGCUGUGGCGAAACUACACAUUGCACGAGCUCCAGCUGCAGCAGCUCGACGGGCCAUCGCCUCGUAUGGCGACCGACGAGAACGGCCGGCUCGCGCAAGACCACUUGAACAUUUCGCACGCACCCGAAGUCAUUGAGGGCUUGCGCCGAGCAACCUCGGGCUUGGCUCACUGCAAUCUCACGGGCGUGCUGCUGCCGAUCCAGACCAUCAAGAGCUCGCGCUGGAUCCGGUUGCCAGCGGCAUCGCUCAACGAGCUCGACGGACGCGUCAUUGCGGGCUUGUUGCACCAAAAUCUCUCGCUGCUCGAGCUCGAUCUGGCGUCCAACCACCUCGGCGCGGAGUCGGUGGCCGCGAUCAUGGUCGCUAUGCAGGCAUGCCCGACGCUGCGCACGGUUGACUUGUCGGACAACGGUGUUGGCGCCUACAUUGGCGAGGCUCUUGGGCAGAGUCUCACCGCCAACACGACCGUGGGGACGGUCAAGGUAGCCGCGUUGAUCCAUGACGUUCAGCAGCUCCGCGGCAACAGCGACGAGGUCGACGAACUCAACAUCACAAAAGAGAUGCUCGCAGAGCCACUGGACUUUUGGAUUGUCACGAUGCUACUGGGCGUGAACCGAAGAACGGUGAUCUUCAACGAGCUCCAGAUUCCGCCGUUGGAGGACCACAUUGACUACUGCCAUACGCACCUCGCCGAUUACGAAGCGUCUUUUCUCGCGGUGCGCAUUCGGCAUCACUCGCACCUGCAAGUGCUGCAGCUCAAUUGCUGCAGCUUGACGUCGUAUGCUGGUGUCGUGCUGGCCGACGCGCUUCGGAACCAUACCGUGCUUCAACACUGCCUCGAGCACAACCAUAGCCUUACCCAUUUGAACUUGAGCUGGAACCAACUCAACAACGACGGCGUACUCCCACUGCGCGUCUCGCUGGCCGCCAACCGGGCGCUGCGACGCCUCGAUCUCCGCGGCAACGCCAUUAGCACGAUCGGCAUCGUGGCAAUCGGCACCGGCAUCGCCGCCAAUGCGUGCUUGGAAGAGCUCUACUUGCGCUGGAAUGACGUGGCACCGCGCGGCGCGACGAGCCUCGCCACUGCGCUCACACGCAACAAGAACCUCCGCGUCCUCGACAUUGAGCAGCAGCACAUGGAAGUCGACGGCGCCGUUGCCUUUGCCGCCAUGCUUCGUAGCAACAAGGCGCUUACGGUGCUGAAUUUGCGAAGCGACCUCGUGCUACACCCGACGACGACACUCACAACGGACGGCGCGACAGCACUUGCGAUGGCCCUGCGCGAGAAUACCACGCUCAAGGAGCUCAACUUGGCCGAGAAUAGGUUGACGGUCGAAGGCUGCGAAGCGCUCAUUGGCGGUGUCGCCAAUCUACGACUGCAAAAGCUCGAUCUCUCGUACUCGGAGCUGACGAGCGAGCUCGCGGCUGCUUUCUUUGCGCAGCUCGCCCACAACACGUGCAUGGAGGAACUCAAUGUGGAACACAACAACAUUGGGCCCGACGGCUUCAAGGCGUGCUUGCGCGCGCUCUGCGUGAACCGAACGCUGCGCAACCUCAACAUUGGCUACUGCCACGUCACGGAAGAGGGUAUGAUACUCGUCGAGAAGCAGGCACGGCUCUUCGCGCUGCUCCGGCUUCGGCUCGUCGGUAACCGCGUGACGCCAAGCACCAAAGCGCGGCUACAGGCGCUGCAUGUCAGUGUCGUGCUUGAUAUUUAA
Messenger RNA from Saprolegnia parasitica CBS 223.65, 2709 nucleotides. RefSeq lists its product as hypothetical. Lineage: Eukaryota; Oomycota; Saprolegniomycetes; Saprolegniales; Saprolegniaceae. The coding region runs from base 1 to 2709 and encodes 902 amino acids. The record is from RefSeq and is a predicted model, not a curated record. The transcript has 8 exons. Gene Ontology annotation, molecular function: protein binding.